UUCCGGUGGCUGACAGGAGCUGGAGCCCGCCGCUGCCUCCUCCGGCGCGGAGUACCACACACCCCCGCACACACCGCGGGGAGGAGGAGGAGGAAGAGGGCGGAGGGAGCAGAGCAGCCCCCCCGCCCCAGCCCCCGAGCGAUAUCGCCCUCAUCCCCCCACGCAAUACGGGCGAUGUAGCUGGGCUGCCCGGCCCGCGCCCCCGCAGACAGGCACCUGCAGGUGAGAAGUAAGUAUGAGUUUGGCAACGCACGACCAUCAGUGCCAGGACCCUGUGAUCUGAACCGUGUCUUUAGCUAACUUCCCGGUGGCCAGUCGCUGUUGAUCCUCUGCCAUGGAGGACUGCCUUCACACCUCCUCCGAAAAUCUCUCCAAGCUAGUGAGCUGGGCCCACAGCCAUGGGACCAUCUGCAGCCUCAUCCCCAACCUCAAGCACCUGCUUUCCGAGGGGGCCCACGGCAACCUGACAGCCAUGUGGGGCUGCAGUGCUGGCCAUGCCUACCACUGGCCCCUGGCCGCCACCUGCCGCGCAGGCUCCCAGGAGCGCGUCUGCUUCCAGGACAGCCGCAGCUUCAACUCGGACAGCCCCAGCAUGCUGGGGGUGCCAUCAGAGGCUCAGGCCAGCCCCCUAGAGCGCUACCCAGGCCGGCCGGGGAAGGCCAAGCUGGAUUGCACCCGCACUCGUGACUCCUGCGACUUCUCUUACUGCAGCGAGCCAUCAGAGCUGGGCGAGCCUGUGGAGGAGUACGAGGAUGAGGCCACCCUCUUCGACAUGGUCUGCGAGUCCUCUGUCACCGACGAGGACAGUGACUUCGAGCCACACCCGCACCGUGCUCCCACUGGCCCCCGCAAGCGGCCGCCUGCCGCUGCCCAGGCCCAGGCGCAGCCCGCCGACGAGGGCGGCGGUGACGUGCUCCUCAAGAAGAUCAAGCAGGAGCUCCCUGAGGACUACUAUAUAGUGGCCAACGCGGAGCUGACGGCCGGCACCGAUGGGCCGGCCCUGGCCCUGACACAGAUGUCCAAGCCCAAGCCUCAGCCCCUGGCUGGGCCCUCUUGCCUGGGACCCACCAGGACCGCGCCCCAGCCGGCCGCGGGCCCCGACGCCGACCCGCAGCGCCCGUGCGCCUCCCCACCUGGCCCGCCCCGCAUGGCCACGCAGCGCCCGCCCCGCGGACCCCUGGCCUCCCCGGCGCGGGGGGCAGGCGGUGGCCCCGUGGCUGCCCUGCAGGUGCCAGCCACCAGCUCCAAUGCCAUCACCACCGCCGGGAAACCCAUCAGCAUCCCCCUCUCCGCCCUGCAGCUGCCUGGUCAGGAGGAGCCACCGGCUGCUGAGGAGACCCUCCCGUCCAUCCCACAGCUGGCCCCGGGUGGUGAGGUGGCCGGGUCGCCCUCGGUGAGCACCGAGCCUGAGGUGAGCUCCAGCCAGCAGCAGCCCCACGCCGCGCCCACCGCCACCCCUGAGGCAGCGGCGCAGCUGAUGCCAGACCAGGAUGAGAGAGCAGCAGAGCUCAGCAGGGAGCAGAAUGAGAAGACCAUUCGUAGCACGCAGACGGCUCUCCGCAAUUUCCGAGAAUUCCUCAUUUCCAAGUACCCCUCUGAGACCCGUGAGAUCUAUGUCAUCCCCUGCAAAGAGCUUGAUGCCUAUCUUGCGUCCUUCUUUGUGGACGCCAGACAAAAAGAUGGGUCUGAAUAUGAGCCAAACAGUCUGGCCAACUAUCAGUGUGGACUGGAGCGGUAUCUCAAAGAGCACAGGUAUGGAUACAGUAUUACAAGGGAUAAGGAGUUCAAGAGGUCCCAGGAAGCUCUAAAGCAAAAGCAGAUAGAGCUGAGGUGUAAAGGCAAAGGAAACAAGCCACACAAAUCCAUGAAGCUCACCUUUGCUGAUGAGCUUAUCCUGCGCAAAAGAGGCCUAUUGAGCCGGUACAAUCCUGAAGGUCUUCUGAACCUUGUGUGGCUGAACAACACUAAGGCAUUUGGACAUUGCACGGGUUUCCAUGGGUCCACCCUCAAGUGGGGAGACAUCCGGCUGCGGGUGACAGAGACUGGGUUGGAGUAUCUGGAGUGGAUGGGGCCAGACAACGGGGACGUGAGUACCAAGAGCAAGAGAGGCGGGACGGACUCGCGGGUGUACGCCACCCAGCACUCCCCGCAGACCUGCCCUGUGCAGGACUACAAGGAGUACGCCCAGCGGCGACCCCCGGCCAUGCGCUACGAGGAUGCGCCCUUCUACCUGUCCAUCAAACCCGUGGUCAACUUGGCUGCUCUUCACUGGUACAAUUGCCAAGCCCUGGGGAAAAACAAGCUUGCCAAGAUGGUGAAGACGAUGUGUGAGAAAGGCAACAUCCCUGGCCGCAAGACCAACUUCAGCGUCUACCAGAGCUGCAGCACUCUCUCAGAAGCUCAGAGCAACCAGCUGGUGCUGAUCUGCAAUAACUUGAGCCAGCAGGCUGCCCAGUCCAUGGCAAGCCACUCCAAUACUGGCAACUUCAUAGUGUCAGCAUCCUAUGACUCUUCAUCUGACACAGCUUGAAAGAACACUGAACACUUUUUUCUUUUCCUUUUUGCUUCAAGCAUUCAAUUUGUGCUCAGUAAUACACAUCAGCUGUGAUUGUACACUAUUCCCCCUCGCAGCCCUCU
Messenger RNA from Prinia subflava (tawny-flanked prinia), 2637 nucleotides. RefSeq names its product KIAA1958 ortholog. NCBI's taxonomy places the organism in Eukaryota, Metazoa, Chordata, Aves, Passeriformes, Cisticolidae. The transcript is spliced from 3 exons. The record is from RefSeq and is a predicted model, not a curated record. Bases 335 to 2530 code for a protein of 731 amino acids.